CGUCUCCACAUUUCUUUUAUAAAUCUAAAGAGUAUACGUGCGCAAAAGAAUAAUUAUAAAAAUAAAUAAAUCUAAAUCUAAAUAACUCUCAACCGGUGUGCCCCAAUGGAAUCCGUAUCGGCCGCUGGUCCCGUCGCCGCUGACGAUCAUCUCUCAUCAUCUCCAAUGGCGGUUAUAUCUCGAUGGAGAUUCAAUGUAUCGCAGCGGUACCAACACUUAUUGGACAAGGCGGUCCCGCAUAUCCUCUACCGUUGGUUGGCCUGCCUAGCUGUGGUCUUCAUCUAUGCCCUACGCGUGUACCUUGUUCAAGGCUUCUACAUCAUCACCUACGGCCUCGGCAUCUACAUGCUCAAUCUAUUAAUGGGCUUUCUCUCGCCGCAGAUCGAUCCCGAGAUGAGCGACGGGCUUGGACCCACUCUUCCAACCCGCGAAUCCGACGAGUUCAGGCCCUUUGUUCGCCGCCUGCCCGAGUUCAAGUUCUGGUACUGUAUUACAAGGUCCUUCUGCAUUGGUUUUGUGAUGACAUUCUUUAGUGUGUUUGAUGUGCCUGUCUUUUGGCCUAUACUCCUUUUCUACUGGGUGAUGCUAUUCACUCUCACUAUGCGGAAACAAAUCAUGCACAUGAUCAAGUACAAAUAUGUUCCAUUCUCUUUCGGAAAACAGCAAUAUGGAAAGAGGGCAUCCCCAAGUGACUCCAUUAGCCUUCCUGAGGACUAAGGUCGUCAAGUAGCGGCAACCAUAUAUGCGCCUCUUGAAGCCUGCACAUUGGUGGCUUAAUUUAUUAUUAUUUAUUAUAUAUUAUUAUUAUUACUGUUAUCCAUUUUUUCAUUCUCUAGUUGACAGCAGGAGCACUUAAAGGAUGUGGUGGUCAUAAUCAAGAAGCAGAUUUUUGCCGAGCAACCUUUCAAAUGCCCUGGUAGAAAAUUUUAGAGUAGGGAAUUCAAGCUGUUGCUAGUUUUUUUUUUCCCCCAUAAAGAACCCUUGUAUAGAAGGUACAUGCCACUUUUGUAGUUGCUUUGACAAUGACCCAGUAACUUGUGCUUUAGAGAAGGGAAUGGUGAUCUAGAAGAGCAAAUGAGUAUUGUUUAAAUUUAAUUUGAAAUUCUACAUCUUUUCAGUUUAAA
Molecule: messenger RNA, 1124 nt
Organism: Mangifera indica (mango)
Lineage: Eukaryota; Viridiplantae; Streptophyta; Magnoliopsida; Sapindales; Anacardiaceae
Product: protein RER1C-like
Exons: 3
Coding region: 106-717 (203 amino acids)
Biological process (GO): retrograde vesicle-mediated transport, Golgi to endoplasmic reticulum; protein retention in ER lumen
Cellular component (GO): Golgi membrane
Source: RefSeq, a predicted model, not a curated record